This is a messenger RNA of Ectocarpus sp. CCAP 1310/34, 1895 nucleotides long. Lineage: Eukaryota; Phaeophyceae; Ectocarpales; Ectocarpaceae. The record is from the annotation of a GenBank genome assembly.
AUGAGUGGCGCCGAUGUUGCAGCAGAGGCUGCCGACGUCACCACAAGUACGCAGGGCAGAGUUGACAACCUGGAGAGCAAAGUUUCAGGCCUGACGGACGAGGUACAGCAGCUGGCUGGGCUGCUUCGAUCCGCCCUCGGAAAGUUAGAGAAGGAGGGGGAGUCCGGCGGCGCUGGGGUGGGCGCUGUCGUUACGGGCGAUGCGCCCACCCGCGGCAACGGCAACGGCAACGGCGGUGGAGACGGCAGCAGCUACGGCGGCCGUCGUAGGGGCCGGUGCUACUGGUGCAAGAGGCGAGGGCACCAGUCGGUCUCGUGCACUACCCCCAUCGCCGACUUCAUGACCCAGUGCGAGAACUGCGACGGGUAUGGACACGAUAAGAGCAAGUGCCCGUCGGCGAAGGACGAGAAGGAGGUGAAGGGCGAGACAGCGGUCAUGGCGGUUGCGGUGGCGAGCGAUGACGAGGAGCUGGAUGUGGCACGUGAGGCCUUGUAAGAAGAGGCGGGGGAAAGACACAAUAUCCGCGCUGGUCACUACGCGCGCACCAUCCACACACAGCAGCAGUAGGAGACGGUGAAGAUAGCACCAUUGCAACAGCGUGGAAGGGUGGAGACACAAAAAACCGGCCGCAAGGCCGUGUGCCCCAUGGCCGCGACGGAAGGGGCGUGGGGGGGGCAAUAUUGAGAAGGAUACGGCGAGAUGGCCGUGCGCCCAUAGCCGCGACGGGAGGGGCGUGGGGGGGCAACAUUCAGAGAACACGGCGGUAGGGCCGUGUGCCCACAGCCGCGACGGGAGGGGCGCGGGAGGGCAACAACUAAAUAACACGGCGGUAGGGCCGUGUGCUCGCAGCCGCGACGGGAGGGGCGCGGGAGGGCAACAACCAAAUAACACAGCGGGAGGGCCGUGUGCUCGCAGCUGCGACGGGAGGGGCGCGGGAGGGCGACAAUCAAUGCAGCUCCAUAGCGCGUCGGGAGGGCGUGGGGGGGAGGCAAACAUUAGCCCCAUGGCGCGUCGGACGGAGCGUGAGGGGGAGAGAAAAUCGAAGCAGCCCCGUGGCGCAUCGGAAGGGGCGAGAGCGGGAACCCCGCGGCACGUCGGAAGGCGCGUGGGGGUAGGGUACUUGCAUCGUGGUGCUACAACGGGAACUCCUUUUGUGGCGAGGCUACAGGCCGGGACGAGCGCUGGGAGGGGAGGAACACGCAUCACAGCGCUGGAUUGUGGCACUUCUUGGUGUUUGAUGGUAUUCGUAGCGAAGUUGGUAAAUCCUCGUGAGUUGUCAUGACUGUACUUUGGUUGAAGAGCCAGGGAGGGUGUUCCGUGUUUCUCGUAGGCGUUCGCGCCCACAUGUUCAGUAUUUCCUGAUAGUCAUUCGGUUGAGACCCUCAUUGAUUGCGGCUACGUGGUGCCGUUCUCUAGGUUGCGCAAUGUGCAGGAAGAUGGGAUACUGUUGGAACCGCUGAAGGAACGUAGGAGGAAAAAUUGGGACACCAGUGCUGUACUCCACGAGAAUAGAGGAUUGCCGAAUGCGGUGCCGGUUGUGUGUGGCUCAGGAAAUGUUGGAUGAGUGCCUUCCGCCCCGGUGCGCUGUAUUUCAUCAGCGAGGGGCGGCGAUUUCGAUGUUUGUCUGACGUUUGUUUGAAGAACAAACAGUAGUGCAGCCGCAUUGUAGUUGUUUGAACCAACUCCUCAGGAUAGUCUUGCACUUUUAAUGCUUGCCAAGCGUUGGGAUAGGGCAUUUGAUGGAACGGUGAAUAUUGGUGGGGGUUUUGACCCGGAGGCCGGGUUUCCCCCUGUUGAUUUUUUUUCGCUGGUUUUUUGUCCGUUUGGAUUUUUGGUCACAUCCGGCGUGUGAAUGCCCACUAAGUGGCUAGUUACUAGCGUAAAGAACCAGGGAG